GGUUAGAAGUGCAGACAACAGGUGUGCACAGUUUACACAGACCAGGGUGCUCUCACUCUGGCAGCUGCCAACGGUCAUAGAUUUCCCACAAUCUGUUCAGCCUUUGGGAAUUAGCGGCAGAGAAUAAGGCCUAAAGAUGGCCAACUUCGGAGGACAUGCCAUUCCUGGCUCCUUUUUCCUGCUCUUUGGCUUUUGGCUAACAGUGAAACACAGCCUCCAACACUACUGGAGGACAAAUCAGCCGAAAGGAAGACAGAUCAUGCCGCCUUUCGUGAAAAGAAUGAACUACUUUGAGGGCGGAUUUUCAAUCUUUGCUUCAUUUGUUGGUAUUAUGGUUGAACAGUUUGUGGUGGAUGGGCCGCACGCCCACCUCUACGACAGAGAGACCAAUUCAUGGGUCAAGUUGAUGAACUGGCAGCACGGCACCAUGUAUCUGUUCUUUGGGAUCUAUGGAAUAGUGCUGGUUGCCAGUACUGCAUCCAGACUGGUGCCGGCUGGUGUCGACCACCUUGCUCUCUCCUUGGCUCUUUUCGUUGAAGGGUUUCUGUUCUAUUACCACGUGCACAAUCGGCCCCUUCUGGACGCUCACAUCCACUCCCUGCUGCUCACGGCUGUGUUUAGCGGAUCGGCCAGCAGCAUGUUGGAGGUGUUCGUUAAAGACAACGUUGUUUUGGAGCUGCUCAAAGGAUGCCUGUUCAUCCUGCAGGGAUCGUGGUUCUACCAGAUUGGAUUUGUACUUUACCCAUUAAGUGGACCAGAGUGGGACCUGGAACUGCACGGCAACGUCAUGUUUGUCACAAUGUGCUUCUGCUGGCAUUUAGCUGUGGCCAUGCUUUUAGUCGCCUGCAUCUCCUCUGUGGUUUGGUUCACAGUGGGGCGGUUCUCAGGAAGGGGGCGGGACAUAGAGAUUGGAAUGCGAAAUACAUCCUCCAAAUCAAGCUCCCAGAAAGCUUUGCUUGAAGACUCAGAUGAAGAGUGAUUGCACGGUUAUAGUUCUUUGAAAUUGCACUUAUUUUUGAUUUCAUUUAUGUUGAUGUUUCUGAGACCACAUCUGUUUUUUUUUUACAUAAUGUAUUUCAGAUUUCUUUUUU
Messenger RNA from Chelmon rostratus (copperband butterflyfish), 1091 nucleotides. It is a transcript of the gene tmem45b, whose product is annotated as transmembrane protein 45B. The coding region runs from base 137 to 979 and encodes 280 amino acids. NCBI's taxonomy places the organism in Eukaryota, Metazoa, Chordata, Actinopteri, Chaetodontiformes, Chaetodontidae. The record is from RefSeq and is a predicted model, not a curated record. The transcript has 6 exons.